AGAGUGCGUUGAAACUAAUACUCCGAAUUUAUAGUUCCUUCCUUGUCAUUUCUGUCAAUUUGUUUUAAAAAAAAAGAAUUAGGUCACGGAUUUACUUUCUUUAUCUGGUUAUAAUCAGUUAUAAUGACAGUUAGUGAUUAUUCAAUUCAUUGACUUUAUUGCAAUGAAAGAAUUUUUUACACAUUGUGGAACAAUUGCCAAGUUUAUACUUGUCAAUGUUGUUGCGGAAGGUUGCGGUCAUCAUUAAUAAUAUACAUAAAUAAUGUUUGAAAUCUUUUUUUAAUGUAUAUAAUUUCUUAAAUCGUUAAUAGAAAAUUAAUUUGUGAAAAUGUAAAUGUGUAAGUGUUGUGAGUGUUGGACAGGAAACGUGUUUUCUGACGAUCACAAUUGACUUAUUUUUUGGGUAUGAAUGGACAAGUGCAAUCUUCACGAGAUAGGUUAGGUGGAUUUAGUAGCAGUAGCACUACGUGGUUUACAAGUCUUGUACCAACAGAUCAUGUUUCGACUGUUCAGCAAAUCAUACCGAUCACCAAGAGUGAAAUCUCUUUGGAUGAUUCUACUGCUUCUUCUGAAGCUGACAGCAAAGUGAAAACAAAACUUCUCUCCAUGUGGUACAAUGUUAAAUACGGAUGGACCGUAAAGAUGAAGACGAAUUUUUCCAAGGAAUCGCCAGUAUGGUUAUUGGGUUCCUGUUAUCAUAAAAAAGCUUUUGAAUCGUUAGAAAAAGCUUCUGAAGCUGUGGACGUGGAAACUGGCAGUGAAAUUUCAUUGGCAAUAGACGCAGCAAAUUAUGAAGAAGGAAUUGAUGGAUUCAAGAGGGAUUUUAUUUCUCGUAUUUGGUUAACCUAUAGACGAGAAUUUCCGAUUUUAAAUGGUUCUACUUUUACCUCUGAUUGUGGAUGGGGAUGUAUGUUAAGAAGUGGGCAAAUGAUUUUGGCACAGGGAUUAGUUUGUCAUUUUCUUGGCAGAGAGUGGCGAUGGCAGCCGGAACAACGGAUAUUGACAAAAGAGGAAAAAGAGGAAGACGCGAAGCAUCGAAUGAUUGUCAAAUAUUUUGCCGAUCAAACUGGACCGGAAUCUCCGUUUUCUAUUCACAGUCUCGUUUCAUUGGGUGCUUCAACUGGAAAAAGAGCUGGCGAUUGGUAUGGACCAGUGUCCGUUGCACAUAUUUUGAGUCAAGCUGUAAAAUCAGCAGCAACGUCUCAUAGUGAAUUUAAAAAUUUAGCGAUUUACGUCGCUCAGGAUUGUGCAGUUUAUUUAGAUGACGUGAGUCAAUUGUGUGAAACAUCUGAUGGCAAAUGGAAAUCACUAAUUCUUCUUGUGCCUUUGAGAUUGGGCAUUGAUAAAUUAAAUCUUAGUUAUGUACCAUGUCUCACAGCUUUACUUAGUUUAGAAUAUUGUAUUGGAAUUAUUGGCGGUCGUCCUCGUCAUUCACUUUAUUUUAUUGGAUAUCAAGAGGACAAAUUAAUUCAUCUUGAUCCGCAUUAUUGUCAGGAAACUGUUGACAUGUGGAAAUCGGAUUUUUCACUAUCGAGUUUUCACUGUACAUCGCCUAGGAAAAUGCUAGUUUCAAAAAUGGAUCCCAGCUGUUGCGUUGGAUUUUACUUAAAUGAUAAAUCAACCUUCGAACAUUUCGUUAAAAUGGUCGAACCGUUUCUCGUUCCAUUGAGUCAAAAGGACGAAUAUCCAAUGUUUCUGUUUUGUAAUGGACAUGGAACUGACGUUCAGUCAAAUUUGGACGACGACAAAAGUCAUUAUUCAUCGUCAAUAUCGACAAACGUUCGUGAAAUGAAUGAAGAUAACACACACUGUGAAUGUGAGGAGUAUGAAGUUUUGUAGGAAAAAUUCUUUUAUGAAGAGAAUUGAAAAGCGUUUGUACUUAAAGUCUUAUUUUGAAAAUCGAUUGUAUUUCUCAAAAAAAAGACUCUUUUUGGUUGGUUUAAUUCCUUUCAAGUAUGGGAUAUUUUUUUUUUUUUUUUUUUUUUUAUUAUUAAAUAAUCGGAAAGGUUGCUCAAUCGUUACUUACAGUAUGAAGAAUGCCCGAUAAAAAAAAGAAAAUAGUAGUAGCUUUAAAACUUUCACGAAAAAAAAUUUCGGAUAAUCUUCACUUAAAAAAAAAAAAAAAUGGUUAGUACGUUAACAACAAUUAUAUAAUUCCCUUGCUUCAAAUCAGAAGAUUUUAUCCUUUACUCAUUUAAUGAGAAAAUUUGUAAAUUAUUUGAAAAUAUCUUUAAGAUUAUUGAAAAAAAAAGAAACAAAGAGGAAGUAUGUCCACAUUAUUUUAUCUAAAUUAGAUUAAUUUUAAAUUUGCUGGACAAUAUUUUCUUUCUCUUUUCGUUCAUUCAUGAUCUCAAAAUCUAUUUUUACCGCGCAAUGACACAGGAUAAAAUUUUCUUACCUGUUAAAAAAAAAUAUAUUUUUUUUUUUACUAUACUUUGAUAAUUUUGUUUAACAAAUUUGUUUAUUUUGAAAAAAUUUAUUAGUUAAAGAAAAUUAUGUAUUUUUUUUUUAUUAGACUUUUUUUGAAGUAUACAUUUUUUUAUAUUAGUUAUUUCAUAGAGAAAAUAAAUGAUUUGGAUCAAGAAUUUAUUUGUAUUAUCAGAAACUAAUUGUGAUUUUGUUUUUUUUUAUGAAAAAAAAAAUGUUUUUGAAGCAAAUAUAAGUUUAACUGUCAAAAUAUUUUUUCAAUAUUUUGAAAAAGUACUUUCGAAUAAUGUAAUUUAAACUGAUUUAAUUGAGGAGUAUUUAAUUUUUUUUUAAACAUGCUCUUUACAGAGAAAAGAGAAUUUUCUUAUUGUAUUGUACUUUUUUCGCGAGCGCUUUUAAGAAAACUCGAAUUUUUUGAAUUCUCGAGUUCUUUAAACAAACUCUUUCGCACUGCAGAAUAUAUUAUCAGGAUAUAAGUAUGCGUGCAAAUGUGGCUAUGAUUACAAAUUUUAAUUAAUCUGAUUUAAGUACUUAGAAAAACUUUAUUUCUAUAUUUUAAGUUAUUUAUUUAUUAAUGAUUACUAUUAUUUUCCAUUUAUUUAACUUGCCACGUAUCGUGAGAAGUUAAAGGAUAGAUAAUAAAACAACAACAGAUUUUACUUGAUAGUUUGUUGUAAAUUUCAAUAAAAUGAAAAUUUCGUCCUAUAGAAAUCAGGAAAAGACAGUUACGAGCUUUUAAUUAAAUAAUAUUGUAUUUUUUCUGAAAAUUCUUGUAAUCCAAAAAAAAAAAAAUCUUUGUAAAAAGACAAUGUUGCGCGUAAUGUUAGAACAAAUAUUUUAUUGGAACCACAGUUUCUGAAUAUAUCACAAUAAAAUUUCUUUUAUCAAAGAUA
This is a messenger RNA of Leptopilina boulardi, 3320 nucleotides long. It is a transcript of the gene Atg4b, whose product is annotated as cysteine protease ATG4D. The transcript is spliced from 6 exons. The record is from RefSeq and is a predicted model, not a curated record. Gene Ontology annotation, molecular function: protein-phosphatidylethanolamide deconjugating activity. Lineage: Eukaryota; Metazoa; Arthropoda; Insecta; Hymenoptera; Figitidae. The coding region runs from base 406 to 1839 and encodes 477 amino acids.